This is a messenger RNA of Camellia sinensis, 1213 nucleotides long. The record is from RefSeq and is a predicted model, not a curated record. Lineage: Eukaryota; Viridiplantae; Streptophyta; Magnoliopsida; Ericales; Theaceae.
AGACAGCAAAUCUGCGACUCUGUCUGUGGCUCUGUUUCCUACCAAACAAAAAGGGUUUUGUUAGCUCUCUACACAGAGAGAGAGAGAGAGAGAGAGAGGGUUUUGAUUUUGCUAGAAGCGGCUCUGUUUAUUGGGUUUUUUUAUUUUUUUUUCAAUUUCAAUUUGUAGGUGUAAAUGGCGAGUUCUGCGGAUGAGACUCAAAGUUUGCCCAACGACGAUAUCGUCUCUGUCGAGCUCCGUGCUCCUCCUGCUUGGAAGAAAUUGUUCAUGCCAAAGAAAGGAGGUACUCCAAGGAAGAAUGAGAUUGUAUUUAUUGCUCCAACAGGGGAAGAGAUUAACAACAGAAAGCAGUUGGAGCAGUUCCUAAAAUCACACCCUGGUAAUCCUGCAGUAUCCGAGUUUGAUUGGGGCACCGGUGAGACUCCAAGAAGAUCAGCAAGGAUAAGUGAAAAAGUUAGGGCAACACCCCCUUCCUCUGAAAGUGUGCCAUCAAGGAAACGAAGCCGAAAAUCAUCAGGUUCUAAGGACGGCAAGGGGACAGAAACCACUGCAGAGGAAACUGAAGGUAAGAAAGAAGUUAAAAUGCAAGAUGUUGUCACCGAGAACAGUGCAGGAGAGGAAAAUCAGGUUCAGAUUGGGGGUAUCCAAGAUACCAAAAUGCAAGAAACUGGUCCAGAGGAAGUUGUGGGGAACGAUGCUGAGAUUGAGCAUGAUGCCCAGGAAAACAAGAAUGAAGUAAAAAAUGUAGAAGACAAACAGGUCAUGGGAGAAGUGGAUCAACCACUAAAUGAAGCUGCAAGUGAUGAGAAACAUGACAAGCUUGAAAAUUUCACUGUGCAGACAAGCAAUGGGGAAGAGCAAGAGAAACUCAAUGGAAUUCUGCCUUCAUUUAGAAGAGAUGUUGAAGAGAAACAAGAAGUGCGCGAAGAUGAUCGAAAAUAUAAUCUGCAGGUGGAGGAGAAAGGCAAGAAAAUAGAUGGGGAGGUGAUGGAGAAUGGUAAGGUUAACCAACCUGGGCAAACCAACGCUGCGCACUAUCCAACUCCCUCACCAGUUAGCUGCUAAAUGUAAUGUAUCACUAUCUCCACUAGCACUUUUGUAACAUCCAUGUGUCUCCUUUACUACCUCUUCAACUUUCUGGGAUUUCUUGGAUGACUGUAAUAUUAAAGCUUCAUUAAUACUAAAUUUGAAUGUUCGCAAGUAAAUCUUGUAA